Molecule: messenger RNA, 426 nt
Organism: Elephantulus edwardii (Cape elephant shrew)
Lineage: Eukaryota; Metazoa; Chordata; Mammalia; Macroscelidea; Macroscelididae
Product: pre-mRNA-splicing factor SPF27-like
Exons: 2
Coding region: 1-426 (141 amino acids)
Biological process (GO): mRNA processing
Cellular component (GO): Prp19 complex; catalytic step 2 spliceosome; precatalytic spliceosome
Source: RefSeq, a predicted model, not a curated record
AUGGCAGGUACGGAUUUAGUGGCCGGAGAGGUUGUGGUGGAUGCACUGCCCUAUUUUGAUCAAGGUUAUGAAGCGCCCGGCGUUCGCGAGGCGACUGCAGCGCUGGUGGAGGAGGAAACUCGCAGAUACCAACCUACGAAGAACUACCUGAGCUACCUGACAGCCCCAGAUUAUUCAGCUUUUGAAACUGACAUAAUGAGAAAUGAGUUUGAAAGACUGGCUGCUCGACAACCAAUUGAGUUGCUCACUAUGAAACGGUAUGAGCUUCCAGCCCCUUCCUCAGGUCAGAAAAAUGAUAUUACUGCAUGGCAAGAAUGUGUAAAUAAUUCUAUGGCCCAAUUAGAACAUCAAGCAGUUCGAACUGAAAAUCUAGAACUGAUCCAAGAUCCAUCUGACAGUAGCAAUGAUGCCACGGGCCUCUUCUAA